AAAAAAAAAACAAAGGAAAGACAAAAAUGGAAGUCAAAAUUUGGAGGCUGGAUUUGGAUAUGGUGAAUGCACCUGCCAAGGGAUGGUGAGAAAGUGACACGUGGAGGGAAAGGGGAAUCUGCGUGGAAAGGAACAAGUGGCAGGGGGCACUGGCAUUGAGGAUUGAGGUUCAAUCAAUCCACUAUCAGCCUCAUCACUUCCUUUUAUUAUUUAGUUGAAAAUUAAAAACAAUGAAGAAUAAUGAUAACACAAAGAAGACAGAAGAAGAAGUGACGACGAUGAAGGAAAAUGGAUCCGACGAGAACAGUUCGGGUCGGGGCAUACCAGGACCCACGAACCCGAUGGUGACCCCACUCCUCACCGAUCUCUACCAAUUCACCAUGGCUUACACUUACUGGAAAGCUGGCAAGCAUGAAGAACGUGCUGUGUUUGAUUUGUAUUUCCGGAAGAAUCCGUUUGGCGGGGAGUAUACUAUCUUUGCAGGUUUGGAAGAAUGCAUAAGGCUCAUUUCCAAUUACAAGCUAUCUGAGGAGGACAUUGAUUUUAUCAGGAGUUGUUUACAUGUUCCCUGUGAGGAUGGCUUCUUCGAAUAUCUGAGGGGAAUCGACUGCUCUGAUGUUGAGGUAUAUGCUAUUCCUGAGGGGUCAGUUGUUUUUCCGAAGGUACCACUGAUGAGAGUUGAAGGUCCUAUUGCGGUUGUUCAAUUGCUGGAAACUCCUUUUGUGAAUCUGAUUAACUAUGCAUCAUUAGUUACUACGAAUGCUGCAAGGCAUCGUUUUGUAGCUGGAAAAUCAAAAACUCUACUUGAGUUUGGGCUGCGAAGGGCUCAGGGGCCUGAUGGUGGAAUGGGAGCAUCAAAAUACUGCUAUAUUGGAGGAUUUGAUGCAACAAGCAAUGUUGCAGCAGGAAGGUUAUUUGGGAUUCCCCUUCGUGGCACUCAUUCUCAUGCCUUUGUUAGCUCAUUUAUGACCCUUGAUGAGAUUAAAGACAAAUCACUUCGUAAAAAAGUUAGUAAAAGUACAUGUAAAGAUUUUGUUAGUUUGGUUCAAGCAUGGCUAAGCAAACUUCAGCGCUCAAAAUCAUUACGGGGUGUUUUUGCUGAGACCAACCAAAGUGAGCUGUCAGCAUUCAUAUCAUAUGCAUUGGCAUUUCCUAAUAACUUUCUUGCCCUUGUAGAUACUUAUGAUGUCAUAAGAAGUGGAAUCCCCAACUUCUGUGCAGUUGCAUUAGCUCUCAAUGAGUUAGGAUACAAAGCAGUUGGCAUUAGACUGGACUCUGGUGACCUUGCCUAUUUGUCUUGUCAAGCCAGGAAGAUAUUUUGCUGCAUUGAAAAGGAAUUCACGGUGUCUGGCUUUGGGAAGACUAGUAUUACAGCUAGUAAUGAUCUUAAUGAGGAAACUUUAGAUGCUUUAAAUAAACAGGGUCAUGAGGUUGAUGCCUAUGGAAUUGGGACAUACCUGGUUACAUGUUAUGCUCAAGCUGCUCUGGGAAUUGUUUUCAAGCUGGUCGAGAUAAAUAAGCAGCCUCGUAUUAAGCUUUCUGAAGAUGUAUCAAAGGUCUCAAUUCCAUGUAAGAAGAAAAUUUAUAGAUUGUAUGGGAAAGAAAGCUAUCCCCUUGUAGACAUAAUGACUGGAGAAGAUGAACCCCCGCCAAAAGUGGGAGAACGAAUCCUGUGCCGCCAUCCCUUUGAAGAGUCCAAGAGAGCAUACGUGGUGCCACAGCAUGUUGAGGAGCUUCUAAGAUGUUACAGUGCGGGAACUUCAGGUAAAGAGACAGAACCAUUACCUCCUCUAAAGGACAUUAGAGAACGAUGUAUCCAACAACUUGAGAAAAUGCGACCUGACCACAUGAGGAGGCUGAAUCCAACUCCAUACAAGGUCAGCGUAAGUGGAAAAUUAUAUGACUUCAUCCAUUUCUUGUGGCUCAAUGAGGCACCUGUUGGGGAGUUGCUAUAAUCAGGCGAAUAUAGUGGCAAAGCCUCGUAAUGAUAACAAUAGAAAUCCCUCUUAUCCAAUUAGUAUAUAUAAUGGUCUUCAAAACGUUCAGAUAAUACUGCUCUGUAUAUUUGUGCUGGAACCAUUCUGUUAAGCAUUAUUACAAUUAAUUAUCUUUUGUAAUUAAGAAAAUUGCAUAAUCGGAAUUCAAUGUUUGAUUAUAUGAAUGAUAGGCAACAAAGAUCUUUUAGAGACUAAUUUUCA
Molecule: messenger RNA, 2198 nt
Organism: Arachis stenosperma
Lineage: Eukaryota; Viridiplantae; Streptophyta; Magnoliopsida; Fabales; Fabaceae
Product: nicotinate phosphoribosyltransferase 1-like
Exons: 16
Coding region: 231-1955 (574 amino acids)
Biological process (GO): NAD+ biosynthetic process
Molecular function (GO): nicotinate phosphoribosyltransferase activity
Source: RefSeq, a predicted model, not a curated record